Molecule: messenger RNA, 1418 nt
Organism: Hipposideros armiger (great roundleaf bat)
Lineage: Eukaryota; Metazoa; Chordata; Mammalia; Chiroptera; Hipposideridae
Gene: CIMAP1C
Product: ciliary microtubule associated protein 1C
Exons: 4
Coding region: 1-825 (274 amino acids)
Cellular component (GO): cytoskeleton
Source: RefSeq, a predicted model, not a curated record
AUGAAACGGCCCAAGGGGGCCAGGAACUCUGUGUUCUAUGGGCAGCACCCAGAGAAGAAGGUGCAGGUAUCCUCACGGCAGGAGGUAAAGCAGACCCCUGUGAUCAUGGCGUUGAUCAAAGGUCCGGGGCCUGCCAAGUACCUGCGGCCAUCCUGCACGGGCUACCUAGGCCACGACAGCUCCAUGUUCCAGGAGCCCGCCUGCACUCUGCACACUCGACACUCAGAGAAGCGGGUCAUGGACAGCAAUCCUGGACCUUGCUAUUUGUUGGAUCCUAAAAUAACUCGACUUGGAAUGUCCAGCUGCCCUCAGGUCCCCAUGGAGGAACGCAUCUCUAACCUGCGCCUGAGCUCCACUCCAUCCUCCUGCCAUUACUACUUGGAGAAGACCCGCACCCCUGGGGAACGUAGGGCUCCUCAGUACACUUUUGGCUACCGCUGCCCGUACAGAGUGAUGGACCCCAACCCGGCCCCCAACCAGUACCAGCUGCCACUCUUGCUGGGACCUAACAUCCCCGUCAACCGAGCUGCUCCUUGCUAUAGUUUGGCAUCUGCAGACAAGAACUGGUUCUACCAGGACAGUGUGGCAGGAGGCCCUGGGCCAGCCAUGCAUACGCCGCCGGAGCCAUCCAUCUACCAGAAGCGCAGCCCCAUCCACAGCAUGGCCAAGCGCUUUGCCUACCCGAUGGACCACACCCCUCAGCUGGGCCCGGGCGCCCACGACAUCCGGCAGGUCACGGUGCACAAGCCCCGCGCACCGGCUUUCACCAUGGGCGUCAAACACUCUCCCCACCUGUGCCCGCUGGUCAUCUAUGUUCGCGACUGAGUCCCCUCCUGGUGUACUUGCCCAGCCCCGCCCUCCCCAGAGGAUUAUUUUCUAUACCUAAUCGAGAAGCUUGCCAUAGUUUAGAGUGGCAGAGCUGGUACCUGCUGUGUCCAGCACACAUGAGGCAUUAGAUAAAUAUUUUUAUUUAUUUAUUCAUUUGCAAACAUUCAUAACUGCUUCCUUUGGGCCCUGCCUGGGUGAGGGGUGGGGGUCCUGGGAGACCUUGUCUGGGAGAAGUUCUGUUCUGGCUCACCAGGGGAGGCGGCCACAUGCCCUCCAAAGAGCCCUGGGCAGACUCCAGAGAGCCGAGCUCUAGUCCUAACUCUACCAUGAAUGUGCUGUGUGGUCUUGUGCAGCUUCUGCCCAGAGCAGCCCUGGGGGGAGGCCUGGAGGAUGUCCAAGUUCCCUCCAGCUCCAAAACUGUGUGCCUCUGAGCUCUGACAGUGUUCAGGACCCAAGAGAGGAGCAGGAUGAGUGGGUGCAGGCAGAGGAGGCAAGGGUCAUUCUGGCUGGGGAUGGGGAGAGGGACGAUUUCCUGGGGGAGGGACCCAGGAGGACAAGCAGAGACAGCGUGUAAAAGGGAGGGUAUUCCU